Molecule: messenger RNA, 291 nt
Organism: Babesia bigemina
Lineage: Eukaryota; Apicomplexa; Aconoidasida; Piroplasmida; Babesiidae
Exons: 2
Coding region: 1-291 (96 amino acids)
Source: RefSeq, a predicted model, not a curated record
AUGAAAGAUAGCCAAACCCCAUAUCCGCAGCUGGGCAGUAGUAUCGAAGAAUUUUCUUUCACUGCUCAAACUGCGGGUAUGUCCUCGGAUCUAGUCACUGAGCACGCUCACGUGAACAUCAUGCUCGGACAUAGAAGGAAGAAUGCGACCGCACUCGUAGAAAUCGGAAUAACUAAUCAAGCCAGUUUGGUGAAGGCUGCGUCAUAUGUGAUGGGGAAAUACGAUGACCCGGUGAAGGACCUCAAAAGCAAAGCAUUCAGCGAGCAGGGAUGUUUCGACGUGCCGCACUGA